This is a messenger RNA of Anopheles stephensi (Asian malaria mosquito), 1974 nucleotides long. It is a transcript of the gene mspo, whose product is annotated as spondin-2. Gene Ontology annotation, cellular component: extracellular matrix. Bases 871 to 1935 code for a protein of 354 amino acids. Gene Ontology annotation, biological process: cell adhesion. The record is from RefSeq and is a predicted model, not a curated record. NCBI's taxonomy places the organism in Eukaryota, Metazoa, Arthropoda, Insecta, Diptera, Culicidae. The transcript has 4 exons.
GCGCGGUGUAUGCAUGUGGUCAUCGCGAAACAUUCAAACCAUUCCGUCGGUUUGAGGAAAAGAGAUAUUGCUCCGAUCUUGCGAUAGAGAGAAUGAAGCUUGUGCAGAUGGUUUAUAAAUAACGAACCGUACCUUAUGAGUUGCCGUAGUUUGUCGUACCACGCAUAUGCAUGGGGAGGAGGAGGAUCGUGUGGUUGUUAAGGAUUGAUUUUUUUUUCUUUCUUUUGAAGUCCGAUGUGAUGUCGACCUGACUGGUCGGGAGUAUGAAUCAGUCUUUCGGUGGAUUCUGUGAGUGGCGGAUAGAAUUUUGUUGUCACAGUCCACAGACUCGAUCACGAACGGUCGCGUUUGACUAGCGAUCUUUCGGAAGCGGCUUUCGUGCGUAGACCGAUCCGUUCGCUGUGUUUCUCAGUUUUGUUGGUAAAGUCUGUUAACCUGACCUGUCCGUACGCUAACACUUUGGCGCCACGACACAAAGUACGAAAAGGGGAGCGUCCUAGCGUUCGGACUCAAGGUAUCAAGUGGAAUUGAUUGAUUGAUCUAUCGGUGCUGAGCAAACCCGAUCCCCCCGGUCCGAAUACAUUGAUUGUAUUCGUCGUGCAGGAAAGGUGAAAACGAAUCUAGCCGUGAGGCCAUGUGUUUGCGUGUUGGCGCGUUUCUUUAAGCCCGAUCUGUCGUGCACGGCACACCUACCGUCGACAGCCGCUUGUAACUGAAUUGCGGAUCCGGAUUGCGUCUCGCUGGCCGCAAGUCAGGCCGGCACUUGAUUGGCGUUAGUCGUGUACGUCUGGUUGCGAUCGUGCGAUCGCGAAGCGGUUACGUUUGGGGACGGACGGGCGGACGGGCAAACUAAAACAAACACGAAAAAUAAUGCACACCAAACUGGUCCUCCUUCUGGUCGCGCUGGUGGCGGCCAUAGCCGUGCAUAGGGCCACGGCUGCAGGCCAUCCCAUCGGGGGUGCCGUUUUCUCUGAAGAAAGUUGUCACAGGGCCGGGGUGCUGGUUUUCUACCGCAUCAAGCUGGUGACCAGCUGGUCGAAGAAACUUUUCCCCAAGCACUAUCCAGAAUUUAGACCGCCGCCACAAUGGAGCAUGACAUUUGGUCAAACGCACAACGAUAGCUUCCAACUGUUUCAACUGAAACACCCAGCAUCGGUGCCGGUCGCAACCUUUGCAGAAACUGGACAAUCUGCAUCAUUGGAAGAAUCGUUGGCCGCCCAACAGGACCUGCUGUUCGACGAGUUCCGCCUGCCGAAGAUUCGCAAGGGAAAGGGCGAAAGUGAGGCAACGUUCUUCGUCGACGGUGCACACUCGAGUGUAUCGUUCAUAACGAAAAUAAUACCUUCGCCCGAUUGGUUUAUUGGACUGGACUCGUUUAAUCUGUGUUCGCGAGGGCGAUGGCUGGAAAAGGUGACGAUCCCCAUUCAUCCUCUCGAUGCAGGGACUAGCAGUGGGCUUACCUUUACCUCACCGAAGUGGCCCACGAAUCCACGCGGCUUGGUGGAACGAAUCACUGCCCGGUAUCCGCUUCAUUUCGCCAGCAGCUUUUUCUACCCCGAAAUCAAACACCUGCCUCCGAUAGCGCAUGUCACGUUCACCAAGAUUAAAGAAUACCAGAACCACAAUAACGUCCACAAGAAGGUGAAGAAACUCAAGUACAAACAGCGCACGAAGCUGCUGCGAAAGCUGAACCAACAGCAACCGUCCCCGAGCGCCGACAACGAGAUCCUCCUCUCGGACAAAGACUGUCGGGUUAGUGCGUGGUCUGCGUGGAGUCCUUGCAGCAAGACGUGUGGGUUGGGCAAAAGAAAUCGCACCCGCAGCGUGCUACAGAACCAGCGGCAUGGUGGCGUUGAGUGUCCCGCACUGGUCGAAACGGAAUGGUGCGGAUCGGCCCGUCAGUGUGCGGAGUUGGCCGCGUACUUUAGAUGGUAGAGGUUGCAAAUAAAUGAACUUGAAAUCGGGUUGUUAAGA